This is a messenger RNA of Quercus robur (English oak), 576 nucleotides long. RefSeq lists its product as uncharacterized. Gene Ontology annotation, molecular function: RNA-DNA hybrid ribonuclease activity; nucleic acid binding. The transcript has a single exon. The record is from RefSeq and is a predicted model, not a curated record. NCBI's taxonomy places the organism in Eukaryota, Viridiplantae, Streptophyta, Magnoliopsida, Fagales, Fagaceae. Bases 1 to 576 code for a protein of 191 amino acids.
AUGGCAGUCAAAUUGAUAAAGGAACAUCGACUCUCAAACCACAGGAUUACGGUACCAAAUGUCACCACAAAUACCAACUGGGACCCGCCACAGAGCCCCUGGUACAAGGUGAACAUCGACGGCGUUGUUUUCAGCUCUCUUCAAGCUACAAGUGUCGGGGUCGUCGUUAGAGACCAUGCAAGGCAAGUAGUUGCAGCAAUGAGCAAGAAACUAUGGGUGGGACUUGGUCCAUUGGAGGUAGAAGCAAAGGCAAUAGAGGAAGCUAUUGACUUUGCCUGGGACAUUGGACUACAGGACGUGGUUUUCGAAUGCGACUCGAAGGUACUCCGUGGUGCCCUCACUAGAGCUAACACACCCUCUGUAGCUAUAGUGAAUGUCAUUUCCUCGUGUCUUCUGCGACUCCAAAACUUCAAAUCAGUAAAACUCUCACAUGUUCGACGUCAAAGGAAUAAAUUGGCUCACAUCUUGGUACAAUAUGCCAAAAGUUUAGAAAAUUUUGUAACUUGGAUUGAGGAUAAUCCUAUACCUAUUCAGUCCGCGUUGGCUCAGGAUAUAAUGACUUUUGCAUCAUAUUAA